GGCAGGAAGGUCCGAGGAGUGGCGGAGGGGGCGCGGGAGGUGAUGGAGGGUGGUCGGCGAGCGGCGCUCCUCGUCCCUUUGGAAAGCUCUGUCUGCUCCUGCCCCUUUAAGGCUGCUCCAGCUGUUCCCUGACCAGGCAGAGAGAAAGCAGCGUUUCGGAGCAGAGGCAGGCACAGAGCUGAGAAAAGCUGCGAGGAGGAAGAAGCCGGUGCAUCCAGCUCCCGAAAUUAGGCUGGCCUCUUUGCUUCCCACCCGCAACUCCCUGCUUUUGCGCACCGAACCCAAGACGGACUGCAGGAGCUAUGGAUGUCCUGUCUGCUUGACCUGAUAGGGUACCUGAUCUCCGCCUUGAAUUCCAAACUGGGUGGCCAGUGUAGUGUUUUUCAACCCCCCUUCUUCCUUUUCUCCUCUCUGCGAGAAGUUUGCAAAGGAGACGGGAGGGGGGAGCCAGCUCGCCUGACUCGAUCUCGAAGUUAGAGAGGGAUAUGCGAAGCAGGAGAAGCCCAUCCGCUCCUUCCUGAGCCACCUUGGCAGGAACUGAAGGGUUAAGCCGUCCAGCAGAGAUGCUCUCCCAUCAGGACCAAGGCUGGGUCCCCAAAAGCGCUUGGGGAUUCUUAUGCGUUUGGGAUUGAAGGGGUCAAGAACUGUCCUCUUUUGAUUCCCUCCCCCCCCUCCUCCUCCUCCUGAGCUUUUGCCACACGGGAAGAAGGGCCCGGGAUCUAACCCAGGAUGAAGGGGAUCUUGUACAUUUUCACGCUGAUCCUGACAGAAGGGAUGACCGAUGUGGUCAGCUCGGCCCGGGACUGCCUGCAGGCUGGCGAAUCCUGCACCAAUGACCCCAGCUGCAGCUCCAAAUUCCGGACCCUCCGGCAAUGCAUCGCUGGCAACGGCGCCAACAAGCUGGGUCCGGACGCUAAGAGCCAGUGUCAGAACACAGUGACAGCCCUUCUGUCCAGCCAGCUCUAUGGCUGCAAGUGCAAACGGGGCAUGAAGAAGGAGAAGCACUGUCUCAGCGUCUACUGGAGCAUCCACCACACCUUGAUGGAAGGCAUGAACGUCAUGGAGAGUUCCCCUUACGAACCCUUUGUGAGGGGCUUUGACUACGUCCGAUUGGCUUCCAUCACUGCAGGCUCCGAGAACGAGGUCACCCAGGUGAAUCGCUGCUUGGAUGCUGCCAAGGCCUGCAACGUGGACGAGGUUUGCCAGCGCCUUCGGACCGAGUACGUCUCCUCCUGCAUCCGCCGCACAGCCCGGGCGGACACUUGCAACCGCUCCAAGUGCCACAAGGCCUUGCGGAAGUUCUUUGACCGCGUCCCCCCCGAGUACACACACGAGCUGCUCUUCUGCCCCUGCGACGACACGGCCUGCGCGGAGAGGCGCAGGCAGACCAUCGUGCCCACCUGCUCCUAUGAGGCCAAGGAGAGACCCAACUGCUUGGCGCCCCUCGACUCCUGCCGGGUGAACUACGUCUGCAGAUCCCGUUACGCUGAGUUCCAGUUCAACUGCCAAUCCUCAGCGCAGUCUGCGACAGGGUGCCAGAGGGAAAAUUACGCUGCCUGUCUGCUGGCCUAUACUGGGAUCAUAGGUAGUCCCAUCACCCCAAACUACAUUGACAACUCGACUUCAAACAUUGCACCCUGGUGUACGUGCAACGCUAGCGGGAACAGGCAGGAGGAAUGCGAGAACUUCCUACACCUCUUCACAAAGAAUCUCUGCCUCCAGAAUGCCAUCCAGGCCUUUGGCAACGGGACGUACCUGAGCGCCGCCCUGGGCUCCUCCACCCCUCCCACGACGCAGAUGCGCAAGCAGGAGAGGAACGCCAACAAGGCAGCAGCUACCCUCAGAGAGAACAUCUUCGAACAGCUACAGCCCACCAAGGUAUCUGCAGAGGAGAAGCUUCUACAAGAUGCUACCCACCUAGCUUCUGACGGCUCCAGCUCAGCGCUGUCACUGGCCAUGAACGGCUGGUUGGUGAUGUGGUGUUCCACUUCUACCAGUACAUUCCUCCUGGCGUCCAUGUGAAUUGGAGCGCGCCCACACUCAAGCGCCCUGACCGGACUGCUCUCCGUUUGUUUGUUUUCGAAUCGGGGAGCUGGGGCAAAAGGCCUCGCCAGCUCCUGGCUCUCUCCCUCUUCAAGGUUAUUGGGAGGAAAGGAAAGACACUCAUCUCAUCAGCUUGUUUGUCGACACCUUUCUGGUGAGCCACAAUGUGUUCAUCUGUGGAAGGACCCAGAAAUCAGUCCCUGCAAGGAAGCGUGUGAUCCAUCAUGGGUUACAGCAAGGACUAAUUCACAUUAGCUUCUUUUGCCCCCCAUAUUUAGCAGGUCAGUAAAAGUUGCCUGCUUUGGUAGGCUGAAACAGUCUUAGGAACAUCCCCAGCACACUAGGAUUUUGUUGCCAUCUUGGAAAACCUUCCAAGAAUGGGUUGAAGUAGGCUAUCGUCCCAACUUCUCCAUGUGUUGAGUCAAAGAACUGGACUGCUUCAUCAUGCCAAUACUCCCAUCUUGCGGUAGUGACACCACCCAAUCUCCAUAUUUUUUUUAAGGAGGGGAGGGGGAGGGAAGAACUGAGCGCUUUGUCCUUGAGACCUGGGUCUCCAGACUCAGAAUGAGACAGACAAGUCUGGGUAUCUUGACUCUCUCCUUGGCCACAAUUUUUGGGUGGGAAAUGGGGUCUAUAAUCUGUUGAGCAGAGGGCUUUGGUUUGAAAAUCCAUGCUUGUUUGGAGCUUCACGAGGAGAGUUUAGACAGGACCAGCAGGACUGAACUUCUGAACCACCCAUUCUUACCAGCAAGGCAUUGACUUGGUUCCAGCACAGCACCUCGAAGGAUAAAACCACACCUCACCUGAUACUCUACAAGACAGCAAUUGUAGGUGUACCUGGAAUCUUCUCAUGCAACUGGUGUGUGUUUCUUCAGCCUGGAUGGUCCUUCUAGACACUUGUAUUGAAGGCUGAUUCAUGCUGCUGAUUCACUGAAAUCCCGACGCAAUCCACUGAGUUAUAUUUGAGAGACUCCCUUACUUUCCUCGGUGAUUUUCAAAGGACAGUUUGGUACUUACCGCAGAAAACCCAUCCCUGUAAUUUGGUCCAGGAAAGAGACUGCAGGACAGAAGUCUUAAAAAUGUUAAUCUCAAACAUUUCAAUCAUCUGGCAUUUUGAGAUCCCCAAACAACACAUCUUGCACAUCCAAACAUUUGCUGCCGGAAAACAGAAACCACUGGGAUCGGAGGCAGAAUGUCACCUUCAGGACUGAUGUCCAGAUGCACAAAUUGACCACUCAGCCAAACGUUUGAAUUAUAUCUUCUCAGAGAAGGACUGUUUUGGGUUGUGAGUGGAUGUAAUGGAUAUUCCAUCUGCGGCGGGUUCUGAUCAGCAAUGGCUGAUCCACAGGUUCAAGGGAACAUUUAUAGCAAGCGAUGGUCCUGAGAGUGUCAACUGGGUCUAUGGGGGUGGGAAUUACUCCUUCCACCAUCCCAACUUGCCUAGCAAUGCGUUACAUCUCCCAUUCAUGGUCACGGCUCAUGUGGGUCAACCAUAGUUAGAUUAUGACACAAUACUUUGACCCCAGUUCAAGAUGGAGGUCAGCCCCCAUGGAGAGCAUUCUGAUCAAGGGACUGCAAGGCCCUGAACCUUGUAUUGAACUGUGGCCUCCCUCUUCUUGUGCAAAGGAUUAUUUUUUAAGAAAACACACACAGAAAUUGACCUACCUACAUUCCAAAGCUCUCCAGGGCUCAACAUGCAGGCGUUUGUUCUUACGGAAGGGAAAUGCUUUCCUCUUCAUGCGUGCAUCAGAAUUCCGGCAUGCCCAGCAAACUUGUUGGGUGGUGCACAUGAGCACACAAAUUUGGCAAAGUUAGAAAAGGCAGGGAUGAUCAGCUUGGGGGGAGUGAAAGAGGGAGCUCAUUCCAGUACAUUAACAUCCCACCCACCUACAAAGCAACUUAGAGGUAUCUUCAUCUAUAUUGGCCACUAGCUGGUUCCUUGAUUCCCGGCCCAGAGAUGGAUUUAGGGGCAGCGCAACUGGUUAUGCCACACUGGGCACCAAGCCUAGGGGGGCUGCAGACCAUCACAACUAUAAUGUAGUGAACUAAGCAGGGCAAAAGCUCAAAGAGGCAGGGGGCACCCAAUUUUGGCCUCGCAAAGGGCACCACUGAAGUUUGAAAAGCCAAAGUCUGCCCUGCCUGGUUCUCUGAACUAGAACUGCAUUUCUAUAGACUGGUUCUGCCCGAAGGAUAUUUCUGCCCCUUGCCAUCUGAGACACGCAUCCUAAAGAUAUUCUGCAGCUGGGAUGAGGAACCUCAGGUCCAGAAGACAGCCUACCGCACAAACACAAAAUUCGCAAUUGUUGCGUCACUCAUUCUUGCCCCUCUGGUCCCACCUGCCACUGGUAUGUGGCCCUCCAGAAUGCCAUGUGGCCCUUGAAUGGAAAGAGAUCCGCCAGCCAUGUUCUGCAGCAUUGCAGAGCAGUGUUUGCAACCCCUCCUUUGCAACAUCGGCAGGUGAUUCUUUGCUGCACCGGUGGCUUUUAUCUCGUGUUUUUAUCCCACGAACCACCCUGAGAUCUUUUGACGAAGGGUCGUAUAUAAAUACGAUAAAUAAAUAAAAUAAGUAAAUAAUAAAGGUUGGUGUUUGCUCAGUUCACACACCCCGGAAAUAGCUUAGAUCAGGCAUCCCCAACCUUUGGCCCUCCAGAUGUUUUGGACUACAGUUCCCAUCAUCCCUGACCAUUGGUCCUGUUAGCUAGGGAUCAUGGGAGUUGUAGUCCAAAACAUCUGGAGGGCCACAGGUUGGGGAUGCCUGGCCUAGAUGUUUCAGGUGACCAUUUGGUCACUUGGUUCAGCUUGCCCUUCUGAGGACACUGCAAACAUUUCAAGUCCUUUGGCAGUGACGGAUGCUUUUCACAUUAAGGCAGAAGGUAACUGAUGGAACCCACUGACUCAGAGCUCCUGGUUUUCUUUGUUCAGACACAUCAAAUGUUCACCUGACAUGCUGCACAUUUUCCUGGCUGCAAAACAGAGGCGGAGGGCUUGGCAUUUUUUUAGCACUUGGUCGCCAAAGUGGUGGAAAGAAAAUCUGGGGAGAGCACUGAAAUCCCAAAAGAGGAUCUCAGACUUCCGAGUCUGCUAGCAAAUUUUGGAAAAUCACUAGAAUUUAAGUAUUUUAGAAAGGGGGGCAAGUAGUACAAAAGAACCUGAUGGUUAUCAUCACCAGCAUGAAGUAGUAUCUUCUGGCUGGAGAAAUAUGUGGAAAGGGGAGAAGGUUUAAAAAGCAGAUGGCCGCAACCGAUAUAAACUCAUAUUUCCAUUGGCAGUCGUCGAGUUGAUUUGCAGAUUAUUUUUCUGGAAUGUGAUGGGUGCCUAGCUGUUAUUUAUCCUAAGAGACAAAACUUAGCUGUGUCCCUUCCAACUCUACAAUGCUAUGGUUUUAUUAUUCCCUACCCCUGCCCUGCCCCCAGUUUUCAUGAUGGAAAAACUUACAGCAGAGCCUGAGAAAUCCCAGAAUGAACCUAAAGAGGUUUGGCAGAGGAGAAUUCAGGCAUCUUUGCACAUUCCCUUGCCCCUUGAGGGUUUAGAACAUCUUUGCCACCCUGUUUCCAAAUCUAGCUUUGCCCACCAGGCGUAAACCAAGUUGAAUCGCUACUCUCCAAGUUCAAACCAACGUAGCUCCAUUGACUGGAAUAGGAGAAAAGCGAUCCAUAAUUCCACCAAUCCUAUUUGUCUUCUGGAUGACGCCUCAUGAGAGCUAGAAACCUGCAAUCUAAAACAAAUAGCAAAGCCAAUGAUUUGGGAGCGAGGGGAGGCGUUGCCAGCUGCAGCUGCGGGUCAAAACAUCUGGAGGGCAGCAGGUUGGGGAAGGCUUUUGUAGGAUCAUAAGAGGGCCCUAUGGGAUGCGGGUGGCGCUGUGGGUUAAACCACAGAGCCUAGGACUUGCCGAUCAGAAGGUUGGCGGUUCAAAUCCCCGUGACGGGGUGAGCUCCCAUUGUUUGCUCCCAGCUCCUGCCAACCUAGCAGUUCGAAAGCACGUCAAGUGCAAGUAGAUAAAUAGGUACCGCUCCGGCGGGAAGGUAACCGGCGUUUCCGUGCGCUGCUCUGGUUCGCCAGAAGCGGCUUAGUCAUGCUGGCCACAUGACCCGGAAGCUGUAUGCCGGCUCCCUCAGCCAAUAAAGCGAGAUGAGUGCCGCAACCCCAGAGUCGGCCACGACUGGACCUAAUGGUCAGGGGUCCCUUUACCUUUUUAAGAGGGCUCUGGCAGGACCAGGACAAAGGUCCAUACCAGUUCACAUCCUGUUUCCAGCACAGGUCAGUCAGGUGCUCCUGAGGCCAUUCUGUGUUGCUCAUCCUCAUCCUCAUCAUCUGCUUUUCUUUUUCUUUUCAGCACACCUGAAAUUAGUCGGUCGUAUUGCUAAAAACAGAGAUGCCCAAUAGGGUUUCUUCCAGAUGUUUCUGGAGAGCAGCUUCCAUCACCCUGACCCAUGCUGGCCAGAAUGAGGGUGCCGUCUCGCUGCAAACCCCAUUCUCGUUUUUUCUCUGUUCGGACCACCCACUCUUUUGUUAUCUUAUUGUUUUCUUAUCGCCACCUCCUUAACCCUGCCGAUGGUUCUUCAAAUUACUGCUCCUGCUUUAUCUACGCAGCACUUUGAAUUUUGCAAAGUGCGCUUUGACCCUUCACAUAUUUCUUCUUCACCCUGAACAGCAAAUUGCUUUCACACCCAUUCUACAGACAGGAAACUGAGGCUGUGAAAUAACAUAUUGUCCAAAGCCAAAGACCCUGUCUACUGAAGGGGUGAGCCUCACAUUACCAAUCACUUUCUCUCUAUUUUUCAAGGAAGCUUGGCCAAAAGGUCCCUAAUUUCCGGAAAUGCCCUCUUUGCCCAGACAGGAAAGGAUAGUAACAUUCUGCCAAUGUCUACAUAGACUUGCCUUCUGUUGCUUGUGACUUGAGAUGGGUAUUAGGAAAAAACACCCUACGUUUACACCCAGAGCAUGGGCGCUGCUCUGGCAGUGGCCAGGUGAAAAAAUAUAUAAUAUAAGGUCAGUUCUGAUUCCUACGUUUCAGGGGGUUGGGCUAGAUGGCCUCUGAGGUCCCUCCUGGCUCUGUGGUUCUAUGAUUCUAAGAUGUUCUCAUCUCUGCAAUAAGACAAAACACAAAAACCUUGAUGCUGGAGAGGGGAGGUGCUCCCAAGAUCACACAUGGGUUUAUAGGGGGGGUUGGUUAUACUUUUGGGAUCUAAUCUGUACUUUCUGUAUGUAUCAGUAUUAAAAAAAAAUGUACCCUGAAAUAAAGCAGAUGUGGAUUCUUUUCCUGAA
This is a messenger RNA of Podarcis raffonei (Aeolian wall lizard), 7308 nucleotides long. RefSeq names its product GDNF family receptor alpha 4 (gene GFRA4). The record is from RefSeq and is a predicted model, not a curated record. Gene Ontology annotation, biological process: nervous system development. Bases 730 to 2022 code for a protein of 430 amino acids. NCBI's taxonomy places the organism in Eukaryota, Metazoa, Chordata, Lepidosauria, Squamata, Lacertidae. Gene Ontology annotation, molecular function: glial cell-derived neurotrophic factor receptor activity. Gene Ontology annotation, cellular component: external side of plasma membrane; signaling receptor complex. The transcript is spliced from 8 exons.